This is a messenger RNA of Emericellopsis cladophorae, 1389 nucleotides long. RefSeq names its product Serine/threonine-protein kinase haspin-like protein. Gene Ontology annotation, cellular component: nucleus; cytoplasm. The record is from RefSeq and is a predicted model, not a curated record. The transcript has 3 exons. Gene Ontology annotation, biological process: mitotic cell cycle; intracellular signal transduction. NCBI's taxonomy places the organism in Eukaryota, Fungi, Ascomycota, Sordariomycetes, Hypocreales, Bionectriaceae. Bases 1 to 1389 code for a protein of 462 amino acids. Gene Ontology annotation, molecular function: histone H3T3 kinase activity.
AUGAAGUUCAAUUGGUCAACAUCGCUCAUCACCGACACGAGAAUUGGCGAUGCAAAGCCUUUGAGGAAGUCGCCGCGGAAAUCAAUCGCAGUCAUCGACCUCACGCAGGACGAAGAUGCGGAGGAGAAGUUGCAGCAAAGUCCCUCCCACAAGUCCCACGCGCGCACAAACAUAGCCGACCAUGGGAGUCAAGUACACGGGAUCGACGAAGACAACUUGAGGUCUCUCACAUGGGACGAGGUCUGCCCGCCCAGCGACUCCAUCCAGAAGAUUGCCGAAGCGUCGUACGCAGAAGUCUAUCGCGUCAUCAAUGAGCGCGGAACAAGCAUCAUCAAGGUCAUCCGUCUCGAGUCUCCUAUCAAAGCACAGACAAAGGCACAGGUCAAGUCAGGCUUGGUCGAUGAAGAGCCUCGUUCCGCUGUCGACGUGGCGGGUGAGCUGCAAAUCUCGGAGCUUUUGGUGGACAUACCAGGCUUCGUGGUGUACAAGGAGCGCUACAUUGUACGGGGGAAGACGACAAAAGGGUUGCUGGAGACGCAUCGAGCUUUCCAGAAGAAGAUGAAGAGAGAGGAUCCUGGACGGGCCCAGUUUUACCCUUCCCCGAGUCGUUACCUGGAUGGCACCAAGUUUUUGGUGGUGGAGCUGGGUGACGCGGGCAAAGCCCUCGAGGAUUUCGAGCUCACGACUGAAAGCCAGCUUUGGGAUGUUUUCCUGCUGCAGGCCAUUGCGCUGGCGCGGGCGGAAGAUCACGCCAUGUUCGAGCCCUUUGGGUACUCUGGUCUUGAUAUCACCAUCCUCGACUACGGCCUCUCGCGAGCCGAAGACAUGUCAGUGGACUUUGCCAAGCCAGUGGCGUCUGACCUGGAACGAGACUUGAGUCUGUUCACCAGUACCCAUGCGCCGCAGUGCAAGGUGUAUCGCCAAAUGCGUUCGUUCCUACUGAAAGCCGACCGCACUUGUCUGCCACCCGAGGAGCACUGCGUUCCGUAUGCAAAGGGCGUGGAUGGCCCGCUGUCCUGGGAAGUAUACGCGCCGUACACCAAUGUGCUGUGGCUGGCCUAUCUGUACGAGUACUUGAUUAAGAACUUCAAGGGCGAGAGAGCCGAGGUCCUCGCCUUCCGAAGGGCUACCAGGGAGUUUUGGAUCUAUCUGAAUCCUAGAGCAAAGCCCGCCAUGCCCAUGUUCGGCAGCGCCGCCGACAUUGUGUGCUACGCUGUUGAAGCUGGCUGGAUGAGCGAGGACCAGAUCCUAGAGGGUACUUCUGUUGUCGGGAGAGAAGACACCAGCAUCAUUCUAUCGAGGGAGGAUACCGCUGCGGAUGUCGCUGCGGAUGCCGAUCUAUCGACGAGACAAUCGCCCAGGAGACGCACGAGGACGCGGGAACCGUGA